Penicillium cinerascens is the source of this 1719-nucleotide messenger RNA. RefSeq lists its product as uncharacterized. Gene Ontology annotation, molecular function: protein binding. The transcript has 5 exons. The coding region runs from base 1 to 1719 and encodes 572 amino acids. NCBI's taxonomy places the organism in Eukaryota, Fungi, Ascomycota, Eurotiomycetes, Eurotiales, Aspergillaceae. The record is from RefSeq and is a predicted model, not a curated record.
AUGACAACGUGGAUCUCCCUUGUUGUUUUAGUGCUGGCGUUGUCGCACUGCACAUUUUGUUCCCAAGGCGAUAUUUGCUAUGUGGUUGGGGCACAGACUAGCCUUGUGGACGAUCGGUUAUAUUUCAUGGGCGGCAACUAUAGCAUCGUGACGUAUGACGGCCAGCAGAUUGAACCCACUGGGUCUCUCUACUCCAUCGACCUAAACAGUCAAUUUCCAGUCGAAAGGCCUAUUCCCCAGGCAGGCUUCAACAAUGGUACCAUCGAUUCCAAGAUAACGGUAGCCUCUAGAAGUGCGCUAAGUGCAAUCGGUGCCGACACUACUAAUGGAGCAGUCUGGAAAAUAAACGACAUCCUCUAUGUCUUUGGUGGUGGCUUCGAUACUCCAAUCAACACGUUAUCGGCCUACAAUGUUUCGACUGGCAAUUGGAAAGACGUGACUGUGGCUGGUGGUGACUUCAACUUCGGAAAGCGCACCUCCGCUCAAUUUGCCAGUGCUCCCGAGUCCAGCCUCGGCUUUAUCUACGGCGGCAACACACCCUACAUGAGCGGCAUGCUACGUUUUGAUGCGUCUAACCCCGAUAAGCUCUCGUGGACCAACGAGACACUCUCCAAUGGGUCCUAUGGCGCCCAGGUGCCGAAUCUGAUUUCUGGUGCUUUAGUCUAUAUUCCAGCCGGAAAAGAGGGUAUGCUUAUUAGCUUUGGGGGUGGAAAUGUCACUGAAGGUAUAAGUCCUGACUCCGGCUGGCCGUACGAUGCGAACUGGAAUACUAUUUAUGUAUAUGAUAUUGCCUCCCACACAUGGUGGGUGCAAGAGGCUUCUGGAAAUCCGCCUGCGAACCGGGGUGCCUUCUGCACUGCCCUCACAAUCUCGCCCGACGGUGGGGCGUUCCACAUCACGACCUAUGGCGGAUGGAGCUUGGCUGAUCAGCGAUCAUACGAGGAUGUGAAUAUUCUUACAAUCCCGUCAUUUACAUGGAUUGAUGCUACAGAGCUAUCCAACCAGUCCAAUCGGGAAGAACAAGUCAACUCGACCGUCGGACGCGACGCCCUUGGAGGUGCUUGCCAGGCAUACCGAGGCUCACAAAUGAUCGUCCUCGGAGGCGAGAUACGUGCAGGGGCAUACUCGCUCACCAAAGGGGCUUGUAGCAACGUGUUUGAGCCUGUUCGAGUGCUGGACCUUUCCACGUAUAAAUGGCAGACAGAGCUGGAUACCAAUUCUAGUUACGAAGUGCCAGCGAUCAUCUACGAUAAGAUUGGGGGAAACGCAACCGGUGGCGCUACAUUGACGGUUCCUAGUGCUGGAUUCGCAGAUGCCACACUGGCAUCGCUUAUCCAACAGCGCGUUUCUACCCCCACAAGCACCUUUCACCCUUCCCCUUCCGUUAAUUCCUCAGUGCCGUACCAAAACAAGAAGUCUCACCACUCAAAUACCGGUGCUAUUGCUGGCGGUGUAGUCGGCGGCGUCGUAGGACUAGCAUGCAUCUUAGGAGUAGCAUGGUUCCUUUUCAGGCGCAGGUUUGGCAGUGAAAGCAAAGCGGAGGGUCUUGUGCAAGGCGGAAGGGGCAAGUCACGAGUACAAGAAAUGGACGCGAGACAGCUUCAUGAGGCACCUACACAUGGCGCGAUGUCUGAAAUGAGUGGACAAGGCGCUUUUGAGCUUCCUGGGACCAUAGCAGUUACCGAGCUUGGGAGCAGCAAACCUCUAACGGAGUAUUGA